GCAGCGGCGGCAGCAGCAGCAGCAGCGGCGGCAGCGGCAGCAGCAGCAGCAGCAGAAGAAGAAGAAACAGUAAAAGCAGCCGUAACAGCAGCAUUAGCAUCAAAAGCAGAGGAAACAACGUUAGAAGUAGCGGUAGUGGCAGCAACGGUAUCGAAAGUAUUGGCGGAGGUAUUCGCGUGAUCAAGGCCGUCACGGCGAUCGACAGGAAAAGGGACACAAGGAGGGUCGGCAGAUCGGCAAUCGACGUGCUGCACGAAGCGCAUUUAUCCGUCCGAUCGUACGUAACGGCGUCGUCGAAUCGCAUCGACGACGGCGCGACGCGUUCCGAAUCGACGCCCAGGUACCGGCCUCUAGCCGGCAAGUCGUGCGGUUCUCAGCUCCGGUCUCGUCCUCGCCAGCCGCAGCCGCAGCCACCGCAGCCGCAGCCACUGUAUUACCCCCCCGCAUCGUGGGACACGCGCACAUUACACUUCAGAAACUGUUAGCACCGAUCAAAAGAAGGUGGCUCAGCUGUGUGCAGCUUAGACAAUGUCCGAAGAUUCUGACUCUGUAUCAGAGGAAGAAAGAUUUUUGUUCCGUCCGUUCACGCGGGAGUCCCUGGCAGCGAUCGAGGCUCGCAUUGCCGAAGAACAUGCCAAGCAGAAGGAGCUCGAGAAGAAGAGAGCGCAGAGCGAGGGAGGUUUUGGACGGAAGAAAAAGAAAAAAGAAGUACGGUAUGACGACGAGGACGAGGACGAGGGUCCUCAGCCGGAUCCGUUGCUCGAGCAAGGAGCACCGAUCCCGGUCCGACUGCACAACGAAUUUCCACCCGAGCUGGCCUCCACACCUCUCGAGGAUAUCGAUAGUUUCUAUCAUAACCAAACGACCUUCGUCGUCAUCAGCAAGGGAAAGGACAUAUUCAGGUUCUCAGCGACAGACGCGAUGUGGAUCCUCGACCCGUUCAACCCGAUACGACGCGUGGCCAUUUACAUAUUGGUUCACCCACUGUUCUCCCUCUUCAUUAUCACUACAAUAUUGGUUAACUGCAUACUCAUGAUCAUGCCCACUACGCCCACCAUCGAGUCUACGGAAGUGAUAUUUACGGGCAUCUACACAUUUGAGUCCGCCGUUAAGGUGAUGGCGAGGGGUUUCAUUCUGCAGCCUUUUACCUAUCUUAGAGAUGCAUGGAAUUGGCUCGACUUCGUAGUUAUAGCUUUAGCUUAUGUGACGAUGGGCAUAGAUCUAGGCAACCUUGCCGCUCUCAGGACAUUUCGAGUCCUCCGAGCCUUGAAGACUGUCGCUAUUGUACCAGGUCUGAAAACCAUUGUCGGCGCUGUGAUAGAAUCCGUGAAGAACCUGCGCGAUGUGAUAAUCCUGACGAUGUUCUCUCUUUCCGUCUUUGCGCUGAUGGGCCUCCAGAUUUACAUGGGGGUUCUCACGCAAAAGUGUAUAAAAAACUUUCCUGAGGACGGCUCCUGGGGUAAUCUCUCCGCCGAAAACUGGGAGCGAUUCGUUAGUAACGAAACUAAUUGGUACGUGGACGAGGCGAAAAAUAUGCCCUUGUGUGGAAAUUCAUCUGGAGCAGGGCAGUGCCUUCCUGGCUACACGUGUUUACAAGGAUACGGCGACAAUCCGAAUUACGGUUACACGAGUUUCGACACCUUCGGCUGGGCCUUACUCUCUGCUUUUCGUCUGAUGACACAAGACUACUGGGAAAAUUUGUAUCAGCUGGUGCUAAGAUCGGCCGGGCCGUGGCACAUGCUGUUCUUCAUCGUGAUCAUUUUUCUUGGAUCGUUCUAUCUCGUGAACUUGAUUCUCGCUAUUGUCGCGAUGUCGUACGACGAAUUGCAAAAGAAAGCCGAGGAAGAGGAAGCCGCCCAAGAGGAAGCCACGAGGGAAGCCGAAAGCAAGGCUCAGGCGAGAGAGAACAAGGCGAUUGCGAAGGAGGCUGCUGCGAGGGAGGCGGCAGCGCAGGCAGCAGCAGCCGCCCACGCCGCGGACCAGAUCGUCAAAUCGCCCUCGAAUUUCUCGUGUCAGAGCUACGAGUUGUUCGUCGGCCAGGAGAGAGGGAACGACGACAACAACAAGGAGAUACAGUCGGACAGGGUGACGCAGAUCAACAACCACACGACUACCACUAAAGUACGAAAAGUCAGCGCCGUCUCUCGCGCCGCUAAUGGCCAGUUUACUUAUGCCUACCAGGAAAGCCCGCGGAAGGUACGUGUGUCACGGCCGUGUCUGUCAGCGGCGAGCGCGAGCCUUAGUCUACCUGGCUCACCAUUCAAUAUCCGUCGGAGCAGUCGCGGUAGCCAUCAGUUCGCGAUUAGAAACGGACGCGGCCGUUUUGUCACGCCGCCCGGCGGCGACCGGAAGCCGUUGGUCCUCUCGACCUACCUGGACGCGCAGGAACACCUGCCGUUCGCGGACGACUCGAACGCGGUCACGCCGAUGUCCGAGGAGAACGGUAUCAUCGUGGUGUCCGGUUACUAUGCGAAUCUUGGCUCUAGGCACUCGUCGUACACGUCGCACACGUCCCGGUUCUCGUACACGUCCCACGGCGACCUGUUCGGCGGCCUCGCCAAUGCCGGCAAACCGAUGACCAAGGAGAGCCAGCUGAGGACCAGAUCCGUCAGACCACCCUCGGUGAAUGGACAUUUCACGGAUUCGAAUCAGAAGUACCAUUAUGAGAGUGAUCUGGACGAUCCCAUGGGCAAGCCAAAGCAACAAGACAAUCCGUUUAUAGGGCCUUCUCAACAACACGCUGUGGUCGAUAUGAAAGAUGUGAUGGUACUGAACGAUAUUAUAGAGCAAGCCGCGGGUCGUCAAAGCCGUACUCCCGAGCAAGGAGCUUCGAUCUAUCGCUUUCCGACAGACGACGAUGAAGAGGGGCCCACGUUUAAGGACAAACUGUUGGCCGCGGUGCUGCGCUGCAUCGAUAUCUUUUGCGUCUGGGACUGCUGCUGGUUGUGGCUUGAAUUUCAAAAAUACGUGUCUCUUUUGGUGUUCGAUCCAUUCGUAGAGCUUUUCAUCACCCUUUGUAUCGUCGUCAACACACUCUUCAUGGCACUGGAUCAUCACGACAUGGACAAGGACAUGGAACGGGUGCUCAAGACCGGAAAUUACUUCUUCACUGCGACAUUCGGUAUCGAAGCAACACUGAAGCUAAUCGCAAUGAGUCCCAAGUCAUACUUUCAAGAAGGAUGGAAUAUUUUCGAUUUUAUCAUCGUCGCUCUCUCACUGCUGGAGUUAGGCUUAGAAGGUGUGCAAGGUCUUUCCGUGUUACGAUCGUUCAGAUUACUAAGAGUGUUCAAACUAGCGAAAUCGUGGCCUACGUUGAAUCUGCUAAUCUCCAUCAUGGGCAGAACAGUGGGCGCGUUGGGUAAUCUGACGUUCGUGUUGUGCAUCAUCAUUUUCAUAUUCGCCGUGAUGGGUAUGCAACUGUUCGGCAAGAAUUACACGGACAACGUGGAUCGAUUUCCGGACGGCGAUCUACCGAGGUGGAAUUUCACCGAUUUCAUGCACUCUUUCAUGAUCGUUUUUCGCGUGUUGUGCGGAGAAUGGAUCGAGUCCAUGUGGGACUGCAUGCUUGUGGGCGAUGUCUCUUGCAUACCAUUCUUCCUGGCCACGGUCGUCAUCGGUAAUUUGGUUGUGCUGAAUCUCUUCUUGGCCUUGUUGCUGAGCAACUUCGGCUCGUCGAAUCUUUCGGCGCCGACCGCGGACAACGAAACGAACAAGAUCGCAGAGGCGAUCAAACGAAUAUCACGUUUCGUUAAUUGGGUCAAGCGAAACGUCUUAUUUCUGGCUAAAAUGAUGCGAGCCAAAUUCACCAAUCAGAUAUCCGAUCAGGCGCCAGGUGAGGGACCGUCCAACAGUUGGAAAGAAGAUGGAAUUGAUCGCGACGGGGACCUAGAUAAAAAGAGUGCCAAGGAGCUAAACCAACUCGAGGUUGCGAUCGGAGAUGGAAUGGAAUUCACAAUUCACGGAGAUGUAGAGAACAAGUUGAGCGGCAGACUGUGCAUGAACAACAGCAAAAUUAUAGGCAACUCGAUAAACCACCGAGACUACAGGCUGGACCACGAUUACAUUAAUCAGAACGAGGAUGACACGAUCAGUAUCAAGUCGUACGGCAGCCACAAGAACAUGGCGUUCAAAGAUGAAAGUCACAAGAGCAGCAUGGAUUCGUUCGACGGCGAAGAAAAGAAGGACGCUAGCAAGGAAGAUCUCGACCAAGACGAUGAACUUGGGAAAGAUGGGGACGAGGACGUUUUAGACGACGUAAUUAUCCACGCGGACGAGGACCCAAUCGAGUCCGACACUCCAGCUGAUUGUUGCCCGGAGAAUUGUUACAAAAAGUUUCCAUUUUUGGCCGGCGACGACGACGCACCGUUCUGGCAGGGUUGGGCCAACUUGAGACUGAAGACCUACCAACUAAUCGAGAACAAGUAUUUUGAGACUGCCGUCAUUUUGAUGAUUCUUUUGAGUAGUUUGGCUCUCGCCUUGGAAGAUGUGCAUCUUUCAUCACGACCCAUUCUGCAAGAUAUCUUGUAUUACAUGGACCGAAUCUUCACUGUGAUUUUCUUCCUCGAAAUGUUAAUUAAAUGGUUGGCUCUCGGCUUCAAAAAGUACUUCACGAACGCUUGGUGCUGGCUUGAUUUCGUCAUUGUCAUGGUGUCACUCAUUAACUUCGUAGCGUCGCUCUGUGGCGCUGGCGGGAUCCAAGCCUUCAAAACAAUGAGGACCCUAAGGGCCCUAAGGCCACUCAGGGCGAUGUCUAGAAUGCAGGGAAUGCGGGUAGUCGUCAACGCCUUGGUUCAAGCCAUUCCAUCCAUUUUCAACGUGUUACUGGUGUGUCUUAUCUUCUGGCUGAUCUUCGCCAUUAUGGGUGUACAACUUUUCGCCGGCAAAUAUUACAAGUGUGUAGACGUAAAUAAAACAACGUUGAGCUUCGAGAUCAUUCCCGAUCGAAAUGCCUGUAUAGCCGAGAACUACACUUGGGAAAAUUCUCCGAUGAACUUCGAUCAUGUGGGAAAAGCGUACCUGUGCUUGUUUCAAGUGGCCACGUUCAAGGGAUGGAUUCAAAUCAUGAACGACGCUAUCGAUUCUAGGGAGCUCAACAAACAACCAAUCCGUGAAACGAACAUCUACAUGUAUUUCUAUUUUGUAUUCUUCAUUAUAUUCGGAUCGUUUUUUACCCUUAAUCUAUUCAUUGGAGUUAUCAUCGACAACUUUAACGAGCAGAAGAAAAAAGCCGGAGGGUCUCUUGAGAUGUUCAUGACGGAAGACCAGAAGAAAUAUUACAACGCCAUGAAGAAAAUGGGCAGCAAAAAGCCACUGAAAGCUAUUCCACGCCCGAGAUGGAGACCGCAAGCGAUAGUGUUUGAAAUAGUGACGGACAAAAAAUUCGAUAUGAUAAUCAUGUUGUUUAUCGGAUUGAACAUGUUGACGAUGACGUUGGACCAUUAUCAACAGACCCAGACUUUCAGCGAUGUUCUAGACUAUCUGAACAUGAUAUUCAUUGUGAUAUUCACCAGCGAGUGUCUCAUGAAGAUCUUCGCACUGCGUUACCACUAUUUCAAGGAGCCGUGGAACCUCUUUGAUUUUGUUGUUGUUAUAUUGUCAAUAUUAGGUCUGGUACUCAGCGACAUCAUCGAGAAAUACUUUGUGUCGCCAACGUUGCUUCGUGUAGUAAGAGUGGCGAAAGUCGGUCGUGUGCUUCGACUCGUGAAAGGUGCUAAGGGUAUUCGAACACUUCUCUUCGCCCUAGCGAUGUCGUUACCAGCCCUCUUCAACAUUUGCCUAUUACUAUUUUUGGUGAUGUUUAUCUUCGCGAUCUUCGGAAUGUCUUUCUUCAUGCACGUCAAGGAUAAGAGUGGGCUGGACGAUGUGUACAAUUUUAAAACGUUUGGACAGUCGAUGAUAUUGCUAUUCCAGAUGUCGACGUCUGCCGGUUGGGACGGCGUGCUCGAUGGUAUAAUAAACGAGGAGGACUGCCAAGAGCCAAACAACGAGAUAGGCUAUCCUGGCAAUUGUGGCUCGUCGACGAUUGGUAUCGCUUAUCUUCUCUCGUACCUGGUGAUUAGCUUUCUGAUCGUGAUCAACAUGUACAUCGCGGUGAUCCUCGAGAACUACUCGCAGGCGACCGAAGACGUGCAGGAGGGUCUGACGGACGACGACUACGAUAUGUAUUACGAGAUCUGGCAGCAGUUCGACCCGGACGGCACCCAGUACAUCAGAUACGACCAGUUGUCAGACUUCCUGGACGUGCUAGAGCCGCCAUUGCAGAUACACAAACCAAACAAAUAUAAGAUCGUGUCCAUGGACAUACCGAUCUGUAAAGGCGAUCUGAUGUUCUGCGUGGACAUCCUGGACGCGCUGACAAAAGACUUUUUCGCGCGUAAGGGUAAUCCGAUCGAAGAGACCGGCGAUAUCGAGGUGCAGACACGUCCAGGCGAGACCGGUUACGAGCCGGUCAGCUCGACCCUCUGGCGUCAGCGGGAGGAGUAUUGCGCGCGUUUGAUACAGAACGCUUGGCGAAAGCACAAACAGCAACGUCUCGGCGGACCGAGCGAAGAGAGCGACGACGCGGACACGGAUCCGCCCGUCAGGCAGACGGCGGUGCACGUCGAAAGCGACGGAUUCGUGACGACGGUGGUGAUACACGGCCGCUCGCCGAGCGUCACAUCGAGGACCGCGGACGUCUGAUCGGCGACGUUGACGUCUCCAGCACCGCCACCGUCGUAGCCAACAGCGUCGUAGCCACCGCGUCGCCGAGCCGCUCGGUCGCUCUUAUCGAGCACGAGCUUCUAGACGCCGAGACAGCCGUUCGACGAAACGACGAUGACGACGACAACAACAAUGACGACAACAACAACAGACCGCGACGACCACGACGACGCACGCAUCGCUCUCGGGGAGCAGCGGCCUCACGGACCUCUCUCGCGCGCGCGCUCUCCAUCGACAGCCUUAUAGUUGUAUAAACAAACAAACAAAGAAAAAAAAAAAUAAUACUACAUUCCUCCAA
This is a messenger RNA of Megalopta genalis, 7000 nucleotides long. NCBI's taxonomy places the organism in Eukaryota, Metazoa, Arthropoda, Insecta, Hymenoptera, Halictidae. The record is from RefSeq and is a predicted model, not a curated record.